Molecule: messenger RNA, 3640 nt
Organism: Pipistrellus kuhlii (Kuhl's pipistrelle)
Lineage: Eukaryota; Metazoa; Chordata; Mammalia; Chiroptera; Vespertilionidae
Gene: ELAC1
Product: elaC ribonuclease Z 1
Exons: 4
Coding region: 2065-3465 (466 amino acids)
Cellular component (GO): nucleus
Molecular function (GO): 3'-tRNA processing endoribonuclease activity
Source: RefSeq, a predicted model, not a curated record
CCUCCCAUGACUCUUCCCUCUGGCCAACCUCCUACAAUCUGAUCACCGGCCAGGCCAAGGGACCCCACCUGUGCACGAAUUCGUGCACCUGGCCUCUAAUAGGUAAUAAUUUCUCACUGAGCUCUUGAGGGCUACUAAUAUACUAACUGACUUCUGUGGAGAUGAGCACACAGUAUGAGGAAAAGGCCAAAUUUAACCAAAUUCUAAGGACAAAUAUUCUAUCUAAAAUGUUUUUAUUUCUUCUUCAUGCUCUGAAAUUUCUUUCCAGUAUAUAAAGCUAGAGAAAUAUGUAAAAUAUACCCUAUUAUUUAUUUCCUAAAACUAAAUUAAGGCUUACGUAACUAUAACAUUGUAAGAGAGAAAUGGGAAACUACUGCUGCUUCUAGACAAAUAAAAAAAUAGUCUUUGAGCCUGUAAUAAUGUCAACAUUAAAACAUUUAAUUUAAAAAGUCAUUGUUUUCAACAGUAUAUAAAAAUCAUAGUGUAACUUUUUUAUUUAAUAAAGGAAAUAACUUCAAUUUAAUUGCUUCAAUUAUGCUAUUUUAUUGCUCAGAUAGAAAUUCAGCUUUGCUUAUUAUGAAAAACAUUUUCAUCAUCUUAAUUUCUAGAUGAUUCUAAGGAGAGGGGUAUAGGCUGCAUAAAUUAUUAUUAACAUCAUGACUUUUAACAAAUUAGAUGUUUCACACCUCAAUGAAGAAGUCAUACUCCUCUUCCAAUAGUGAUGCUCUACUUGAGAUAAUUUUGGAAUAUUCCUACAAGACAUUCCUUUGAAUAUCAUUAGUGACAAUUCUUUCUCCAUUAAAAAUUAAUUUAAUUUUUUGAAGCCAUCAAAAAUUAAUUUAGAGCUAAGUGGGAUAAAUAAGGUAGGUGUUCAGACCAUUUUUAAUAGUUUAUUUUCAACCCAGUAAAAUGGAUAAUAAUUGACUUGUGAGACCAGUUUUUUCUGUGGCUUACAAAUUGGAGAGUUCUAAAGGAAAAUCCAGAAUCAUUUUAAGAAGUAGUAGUAUGGCUAUAUAUGUGGCUAACACGGUUGCUUUGAAAAAACUAAAUUUUUAAAUGCUCAUUCUACAAUAUUACUACAAAAAAUUAUUCAUAGCUACUUAUCAGCAUGCACAUGAUUUGACAUUUCUCUCCACAGUCCUUGAUACGGUAAAUAUAAUAUUCUAUAGAGAAAAAGGGCUUUGUAUUUAUUUUCAUAUUUCCCUCUACCUAUAGCCAGAGAUUAAUUCACAAUAAUUUUGAGUAAAUUCUUCAUUUUAAGAAUGCUCAAAAUGGCAUUGCCAUUUAAAGUAUGGGGAAAUGCAAUUACUUAAUUUGUUUAACAGAGGAGUAAAGUCAGAAGUCUGUUACAUAAAUCUGUUUCAUAAAAUAAGCUACUAGAUCACAAUUUAUUACUUUUAAUUAAAUAUGAAAGGUUUAUAUUUUUCAUAUUACCUUUGUCAAAACACAAUCACUCCCAAAAAUAUUCUCUGAAAUCUUGAUUUUAGUUUAACAUUAUAAAUAUUACAAACCUGACUUGUGCUUGCCGAAGGUAAGAACAUACGCUGAAUUUUACUUAGUAAUUUGACUAAGUUGUUCACUUAAUAUGUCUAGUACAGGCCUCAUGGGAAUUAUCAGUAUUUCAAGGAAGAAAAACAAGUCCAAAUAGCAUAUUGCUUUUUUAAAUAAGAAAUCUUAUAAGUAUAUAUUUUUAAAGCUACUUAAUUCUCAUUAUGUAUUAUUUACCAACCAGUAUUUUUUAGUAAGUAUCGGAUAUAAAGUAAUGAAACCAUUUUUAAUAUUAAAGCUAAGAAAAUAAAGGCAAAAACUCUCAUCAUGGUGGGAGGGGGUGGCAUAAUGGCAUCAAAUUAGAAAAUAAGCUGAAACAUUUGAUUUAUGUGGGAACAUUUACUUAGGAAGGGAGUCAUUGUUUUUGAAAAACAGGACCAGAGAGUCGUUUUAAUGCUUUUGAGUAAAGAAGAAAUUCUGUAGAUAUGAUUAAAUAGGAAAAAGUGGUGAUGCAUUUUCUAAUCUGUGGUGUGAAACAAAUUGAGUAAAUAGUGCAGUUAAGAUUUAUUGACUAUAAUGGGAAAAGUAUUAAAGAUUUUGGUUAAAACCUUUUUAAAGUAUGAUUCUUACCCAGAAAGUUGCCUCAGAAUCUCUGGGAAGCUUCUUAAAGAAGCUUCUUUAAAAUGCAGAAGCCUCUGUCCCCUCCUCCAGGUCUCUGUCCCCUACUCCAGGCCCCUGGACUCCCUGGGCAGAGUCAUGGCAGGUGUAUUCUCAACACACACUUCCCCUGUCCUCCCUGUCACUGCCUUAAAGCAGGUGUCUGAGUCUCCUGGAGAGCUGACCCCUUCCUCCUGCGGAUGCCCUGGGCCUGGGGUGGGGUGGAAGAUGUCUAUGGACGUGACGUUUCUGGGGACGGGCGCAGCGUACCCAUCUCCGACCCGGGGCGCCUCUGCUCUGGUCCUCCGGUGCGAGGGCGAGUGCUGGCUCUUUGACUGCGGGGAGGGGACCCAGACGCAGCUUAUGAAGAGCCAGCUUAAAGCAGGGAGAAUUACCAAGAUCUUCAUCACACAUCUUCACGGAGACCAUUUCUUUGGCCUUCCUGGCCUCCUCUGCACCAUCAGCCUGCAGAGUGGCUCCCCGGUCACCAAACAGCCCAUUGAAAUCUAUGGCCCCACAGGCCUUCGGGACUUCAUCUGGCGAACCAUGGAACUCUCUCACACCGAGCUGGGCUUCCCGUACGUGGUCCAUGAGCUGGUGCCUACGGCAGAUCAGUGUCCUGCGGAAGAACUGAAGGAAUUUGCACAUGUGGGUAGAGCAGACAGCUCUCCCAAAGAGGGACAAGGAAGGACUAUCCUGUUAGACUCGGAAGAAAACUCAUACCUUCUGGUCGAUGACGAACAGUUUGUUGUGAAAGCAUUUCGCCUCUUUCACCGAAUCCCCUCCUUCGGCUUUUCCGUGGUGGAGAAGAAGCGCCCCGGCAAACUCAAUGCACAGAAGGUGAAAGACCUCGGUGUUCCGCCAGGUCCUGCCUAUGGGAAGCUGAAAAAUGGAAUUUCUGUUGUUCUGGAAAAUGGAGUUACAAUUUCUCCCCAAGAUGUCUUAAAAAAGCCUAUUAUUGGGAGAAAAAUUUGCAUUUUGGGUGACUGUUCCGGCGUUGUGGGUGAUGGAGGCGUGAAGCUGUGCUUUGAAGCAGACCUGUUGAUCCAUGAAGCGACCCUGGAUGACGCCCAGAUGGACAAAGCAAAGGAGCACGGCCACAGCACGCCACAGAUGGCAGCAGCGUUUGCCAAGCUGUGCCAAGCAAAGAGGCUUGUUCUGACUCACUUCAGUCAGAGGUACAAACCAGUUGCCUUGGCCAGAGAAGGAGAAACAGAUGGGAUUGUAGAACUAAAAAAGCAGGCUGAAUCAGUGUUCGAUUUCCAAGAAGUGACUCUAGCAGAAGAUUUUAUGGUGAUUGGCAUUCCCAUCAAGAAGUGAGGCCAGCGUUCCUGAAUGUAUACCGACAUGUCCCGAAUAUGUUACCGAACCACAAAGUUUGUUGUUGUGUUGGUCUAGAAUUAUUUGGGUCCCAAUAAUCCUAAAAAUGAUGGAGUGUCGUUGCUGAACUGAUUCCGCAGUGAGAGGGAGCAAGUGUUUUUAUAAUAAAUCACUU